AAAUGGUGGGCGUGACUCGUAAAUGGUUCGGUAGGUCGAGCCUCUCGUUGAGAGAGAAUUUCAGGUGUCAUUAAACCUAUAUAUGACAUUCGAUUGUUUGAAGUACUUAUGGAGUAUUAUAAUUUGUACGAUUGAUUUUAAACCCACGUGGUAAACUGACUAUUUGUUUGGCUAGUUACCCAAUCAAGCUAGCCACUGUGCGUCUGCAAAAUAACUCCUUCUACACCACGGUACCAAAUUAAUUGCAAUUCAAGCGCCAAAUAGAGGUAUACGAGUCCAAAAAAUGACGAGCUUUGCCGCCAAAGUAUUUUGUAGGGCCGAGAAGCUGUGCCACCAGCUCCCCGUCGUCCUCAACACUUUCCUGGUUUUCUCCAUAACUGGGGAGGUGAGCUACCUGGUGCUCGUCGAAGCACCGCUGGAGGCGGAGCAAAAGAAGACGGAGUGGUCCUCCUGGUGGAAGUUGAUCCACCUGCUGGCACAGUAUUUCAUGCUGGGGAACAUCUGCUGGAACGCCCUGCUCUUCGUAAAGACCAGCCCCAGUAUCAAAGGCGUGUUCCUGGGUGGAGAUGGCUUGGGCCAGGGGUGGAGGUACUGUUACACGUGUGAGACGCACACUCCUCCACGCUGCUCCCACUGCUACGACUGUAAGGUGUGCGUACUGCGGCGGGACCACCACUGCGUCUUUUUCGGCCAGUGCGUGGGCUUCCGGAACUACCGCUUCUUCCUGAGCUGCCUGCUGUUCAUGUGGUCGGGGCUGCUGUACGCCAUGCUGAUGAACGCAGAGGUGUUCAUCGUCAUCCUGAAGGAGGGUGUGACCCUGCACAGCGUCCUGCUGCUCCUCAUUCCCUGGAUCAUGCUUGUUUCAGGCCAGGUCUCGGCUCGUGCCUUCGCCUUUGCUUUCAUCGCUGACACAUGCGUGGUGGGUUUCCUCCUCGUGUCCGCCUUCUUCUUCUUCCAUCUCUUCCUGUUGUUUCGGGGUCAGACCACCCGGGAGUGGUACUCGUCCCGCCGCCCCUACCACCUGGGACUCCUGGGGAACCUGCGCCACACGCUGGGGCUCCGCUGGUACAUCUGCUGGCUCUGCCCGCUCAUCCCGUCCCCGCUGCCCGGAGACGGCCUAACCUUCCAGGUCACUGGAUCGCUGGAGCCCUCCCGGUAACAGGAGGCCCCUCCGGGCUCUUCAGUGCUUGCUCUAGCUGUGGCGGUUAAUGUUUUCGGGAGCAGCAGAGAGGAAGAAAAUGUAGCUUUGGAUGGGAUGGUGCAGGGAUGGUGCAGGGACGGUGGGGUUGUUUAGAUGUUAACCGAUGUGGUUGUCUGCCCGUGUCCCCUGUGGCGUUUUGCAGUGCAGAAUAGGGAAAUGAAUGGGUUGUUGUGAAGGUAUUAUGAUCUUGUCCUUCUGAUUGAGGCUGGCCUCAGAAUAUUCAUUGUUAUUGUUAUUAUAAUGAACAAAGUUUCAUGUGGAUACUGAGCACUGAAGAUAAGUUUAAAAUAAGAAUGUAUUUUAGAGAUGAUGAAAGAAUGCAAAAAAAUGUAGUUUUAAAGUCCCUGACACAAGCUCUUGGGGCAGAUGGACUGGACACGUCUAUUUGGAUGUGGACCUGAAGACCACGGGCACAUAAAGUCAUUGUGAGCGUCUUACUGGCUGUUGUGUAUUUCCAGCUAGGAUCUCUAUGUUUUUCCCUUGUUUACAUGAGCUCCUGAGCUGCAUCUGAGUUUCUUACCCUUUGCUUUUCUUUGGAUGUUUGUUGUGUCGGGUAAAGCCAUCAGUCAGUCCCGUCUGCACGCCUUAAGCAGAGAGUCCCAUGUUUCACUUCACCUGUUGUUGAUAGUCUGGUAAUUACAGUAUUUAAAAUACACAUCGCUCUGGUUUGUAAGCAGGCUGCCUACAUUGUUUGUAUUAUUUUGUUCCUGUUUCACCUUUGUUUACUGAUUGUAGAAAUAAACCUGUCUUCAUGGUAUACAAAAAAAACACCCAAAGAGAACACAAAAUGUUUUUCUAAAAAAACGUACCUGUUUACAAUGUUUUGAGAUGAUGCUGCCUGCUUUUAUUAGAAUGAAAUUUAGACAGGGGACAACGCUAGGAUGUCUUGACUUGAUGCCAACUGGACGUUAAUGACCUCACAAGUCCUUUUUUUAGUUUAGAUCUUUCUUGAUAUAAUUUUUUUCAUGGAGACAAAUUACUAUUUGGGGGAGGGGGCAUAUUGUUAAAGAUACAGAACAGCCAAAACAUAUGUUGCAUUGAUUAUGUAAGAAUUAAUUGUUUGUUUAAGAUGUUUGACAUUAUUUGUGGUGUUGGGAUUUGCCAUUUCAAAGUGUCUUAAUAAACUACUUGAAGGGAGAUA
Molecule: messenger RNA, 2342 nt
Organism: Menidia menidia (Atlantic silverside)
Lineage: Eukaryota; Metazoa; Chordata; Actinopteri; Atheriniformes; Atherinopsidae
Source: the annotation of a GenBank genome assembly